AUUGAAAAUUUUACCUUAAUUUAUUGAUUGUGUUUUUGUAUUAGUAAUUGUUGGGUAACGGCUGUGAAUGAAAAUGAUACCCGGAGAUAUUCAGAUACCUAGUGCGAUUCUAGCUGAAUUAACGGCAACUUGCGAUGCACUUGGUUACAAUGAUGGAAAUAAAGUUUAUUUGGAUAAAAACAGUAUAGAGGUAAUAAAGGAUUUAAUCAGGUACCUUAGAAGAGAUGACGAUACACAUUCCAUUCGUCGUUACCUUGGACAGUCAGAAAUAUUACAAAAAGAUUUACUAAAAAUUUUUGUUGAACAUUCGGAUAAAAUUGAAUUCUGGAAUAUACUUUUAAGAUUAUUAAUAAAUUUAACCAGUCCUGUAUUAAUGAUUUAUAAUGAAGAACUUCCAGCUGAGAAAAUUACCAGAAGUUAUUACCUGCAGAUACUGUCACACUUGCAGCAAUAUAAAAAAGCAAUGGCUAAUGAUGCUGUUUGGAUGGUUGUGCAUGAAAAGUUAAAAAAUGUCCUAAGUAUUGAAAGUUCAGAGCGAGGGGAAGAAAAUAGUACUAUACUAGAGCGUAUACUUAUUUUAAUAAGGAAUAUUUUGAGGGUACCACCUAGCGAUUAUGAUAAAAGAAUGGAUAAUGACACAACUGUUCAUGAUGAGGUUUUAUUCGCACUACACACUUCUGGAAUUUCUGACCUACUUGUUUAUAUUGCCAGUACCAAUGUAGAGCAACAAUAUCACAUGCAGAUAUUAGAAAUCGUAUCAUUUUUAUUACAAGGUCAAAAUCCUGUCAAACUUGCUAAGGCUGAAAUGCAACGAAGUGCCGCUGAAAAAGAAUACGAUGAAGAUAGACUUACGAUUAUGCGAGAGAAGGAAAAAUCUGAGAAAAUAUCGAAAAUGAAAAAAUAUGCUGGAUCUAGGCAUUCCAGAUUUGGAGGUACUUACGUUGUUCAGAACAUGAAGGCCAUUGGAGAUAAUGAAAUGCUCUGCCACAAACCUUAUCAAAAAAUUGAAGAUUUAAAUUUUAGUGUCACUAAGCAAAAGAUGAAAAAGCGGAAGAACAACAGCGGGAUCAUGAGCUUCGGGGACGAGCGCGUGUCCGCCCUCAGCGUACGUCUCUUUCUCAAGGAGUUCUGCGUGGAAUUCCUGAACGGCGCCUACAACCCGGUGAUGAGUUACGCCCGCUCCUGCAUCAUCGGGGGCAACUAUGCGACCGUCGACGCGAGCCACUACCUUUGGGCUCUGCACUUCUUCAUGAGCUUCAAUCGCCAUUACAAGUUCCGCGUGAAAUACGUGAGUGAAACAAUAUCAACCGAAGUGUUCUAUAUUGUACAAAGACAAAUAGAACAUAACUAUGAAAUGAUCAAUAUCGAAAAGAAGAAGGUAACAUUUUGGUCAACGAGACUACACUUAGCCUUGAAGGCUUAUCAGGAAUUGUUGUAUACGUUGAUCGAAAUGGACAAGUCGACUGAUUCUGGCGUGAAGAACUCGAGUCGAGUAAUAAUGGGCAAUAUCUUCUACGUACCGGAAUAUCGGGACACGAUACUAUCUCAGUUACUUAAUUACAAUGAACUGAUAAUGUCAAGAGAUUAUCUGGUGGAUUUGGUCACAACUGUACACAUUUUUUUGAAGAUGUUAAAAAACUAUUGUGAUAAACAACAGCACCUUAUUGUGCAGAAAAUCAAACGUAAACAGCCAAAAAAAAAAGCGAAACCGAGGAGCAGCGGUCCGUCGACGGCAGCUGUUGGACCGCCGCCGAGUUGGGAAGAUCGAUGGGACGUUGUGGGACCGGAAGUGUCGGCCGUUAUGCAGCAGAAUGCGAUACCGGAAGUAAUUCCAUUCGACGCCACAAUAGCCACUCCUAUAGAUGAGCAAAAGAGCGAUGCGAUGAAAAGAAUUCAGAAGUUAUUACGAAACAAUAAUCACGAACACGCAAUCGGACUUUUGCGCUCAGCAAGGGAGGUCUGGCCGGAGAACGACAGUUUUGGGAAAGCCGACAUGGCCGUCGAGGAGGAGUUCCUUGUUCUGCGCGAGAUCUUCCUAGCUGAUCUCGGCGUUCCAGACGAAAUACCGCCGAAUCAAUCUGGAAACAAAACCAACGACGAAAACAUAACUGAAGAAUCAAUCCAAAAUGAUGAGGAAGAAAGUGAAGAAAUAGCGCAACCACGAGUUGAAGAAUCGAAUUUUAAGUUCAUGGAUUUUCUUCAGAGAUUUGCCAAUGUACGUAUUGUGAGUAAUCUAACAAUUCUUUUAAAGCAGUUUGAAAAAAACACACCCGAAGUCAAUCAUUGCGUAUUAAAACUGUUUCAUCGAAUCGCCAUGGAAUGCAAAAUGCCGGCCAUGAUGUAUCAAGCAUCGAUAUUUCGAGUCUUUCAAAGGGUUUUUCAAUACGACAGUCGCAUGUAUAAGGAUUUAACAGUGUUUGCUCACUUUAUAUUUCGCGGCUUCGUCGAAGUGGCGAAAAGAAAUCCAAAGGCCUAUAUGGAACUGCUCUUUUGGAAAUCAACAAAGCAAGCGAUUGAAAUGACGGAAGGCUACGAUACUGAACAUUCAAGCAAUAAAAAGACUCGUAACGUGUGGAGUGACGCCGAAGAAGACGAACUCCGAACUUUGUUUAUGGAGCAUCAAACCAAAAAACUCCCCCAAGAUCUAAUUAGUUACAUAUUAGAAAAUUUAAUAAACCAGGACCGCACGAGGCGUGGAGUAAUGAAAAAAUUAAAGGAAAUGUGCCUGAUUGUCAAUUCGAAGUCUAUAAGAGGUGAAAUACAAAAAAGAUUGCCGAAAGAAUGGUCUGAUGAAGAAAUCAACCAGUUGACAGAAUUAUGGGACCAAGUUAAAGAAGAGCAUGAUCCUGUUGGAUUAAUAUAUGACAGUUUAAGAAUAAAAAGAUCAAAAGCAAAAAUCAAAGAAAAACUUUUAGAACUAAAUUUAGCUGAAAAUGCACAGCAAUUGAGGAAAAAACGAAUGAAAAAAAGUUCGGGACCAAAGUCUUCAUGGGAGAACCCAUCUAACAGCGAGAAUGAAGAUAGUUCGGAUUCAGAAAUAAAUUCUGAAAGUGAUGAUGGCCAAACUAAGCCUGCAGCGGAGAGAAAACAGGAAAAAAAAUUGAAAAACAAAAAGAAUAAACAAGCAUCAAUUUGUUACACGGAUGCUCAGUUAUCAGGAUUAUUGAAAGAUGUCAUUGACAAUGGCAUGCAGGAGACACUAAGAUGGUUGAAGGAAUCUCUCGAGGAGUCGCUCGAAGACCGCGACGAGGAAACCGCCGAAGGCCUGGCGUUGGUACCGUUGACCGCCGAGACCUCGUCGGCCUUGGAGACGGCGAGUCUCCAACGCCUUCUACGGGCGUUGGGCAUCGAGCCACCCAACGCCGAGGAGUUUUAUUGGCGAAUACCCGCCUCUAUGCUCGUUACUACCAUUAAGAAGCGCUGCGAGACCUUGGAAGCCGCACUAAGGGGUGAAUUCCUCGAGGAGGAGACAGUAAGGAAGAAAAAAGAUGAUUCGGAAAGUGACGAUGAGGACAUUUUUGAAAAAUUGAAAAAAUAUUCUGAAAGAAACGAUGACACUGGAGAACCUGUAGUUUCUGAAGAAAUUGCCGCAGGUCAAUCUACGUCAAAUAAUGUUGAUGAAAAUUCUAAAAGUUCCACAUCGGGCCAAACAGAUUCCGAUACCAAUGACAAUAAUUCUUCCCACGAUACCAAUGAGUCCAUUCGAUCUGAAAACCAUGCUAAUGCUUCGAAUUAUAAAGAAGACGAUACAAACUUGUCUGCAAAAUCUCAAAUUGUGGAAAAUAAGCCUAAUACGAAAAGAAUAAGGGCAGUGUUGGAAUCUUCGGAAUCUGAAGACGAAUUCGAGAAUUCGAUAAGAAAUGAAAUUGAAAGUACUGAUAGCAAAAUUGAUCGAUCAAAGUACACGAUUGAGUCAGGUUCAGAGGAUGAGAAUAUGGAAAUUCAAAGUGAGUUUGGAAUGAAAACGGCCAAUCAAUCCAGUGGAAAGGAAGGAAGCGCUAAAUCCAGUCGAAUAAGGAAAGUUGUAGAUUCAGACUCCGACGAUACAGAAACAGUUUCAAAAAAUAUGGUUGAUAGUAAAAGAGAUUAUUCCGAGGGAUCGGACAUCGAGACAUCGAUACCAAAGAAACGUCGAGUGUAUGAUAGCGAUGAAGAUGAUGCAGAAAAUGAUUUAUCAGUGGGAAGAAAACCAUCUAAGGCCAUUAUCGAUGACGAUGAUUGAAGAAAAAAGGCAAACACGAAGCAAUGUGAUUUUUAUACAUAAUUAUAUGACGUUUGUAUAUGGUGUUAUUUGCUGCCAUCUGCGGAUCAUAUUUAGAAGCACACAAUCGGG
Ceratosolen solmsi marchali is the source of this 4333-nucleotide messenger RNA. It is a transcript of the gene timeout, whose product is annotated as circadian regulator timeout. Gene Ontology annotation, biological process: entrainment of circadian clock; DNA replication checkpoint signaling; replication fork arrest. The record is from RefSeq and is a predicted model, not a curated record. The transcript is spliced from 29 exons. NCBI's taxonomy places the organism in Eukaryota, Metazoa, Arthropoda, Insecta, Hymenoptera, Agaonidae. Gene Ontology annotation, cellular component: replication fork protection complex. Gene Ontology annotation, molecular function: DNA binding. Bases 68 to 4222 code for a protein of 1384 amino acids.